Messenger RNA from Brassica napus (rape), 987 nucleotides. RefSeq lists its product as uncharacterized. NCBI's taxonomy places the organism in Eukaryota, Viridiplantae, Streptophyta, Magnoliopsida, Brassicales, Brassicaceae. The coding region runs from base 52 to 693 and encodes 213 amino acids. The record is from RefSeq and is a predicted model, not a curated record. The transcript is spliced from 2 exons.
GUGUCUGCUGGUUUGGCCAGAGGUGAAACAUUUGACGAUUAGAUACGUGAGAUGGUCGUUGGACCAAACUUUGUUGUGAAGUCAUAUCCGAGAUUUUGUACUCGAGGAUAUGCAUUCACAACUCAGAAGAGGAGACGUUCGAGUACGACUUAUGAUGCUGGCGUUUGUUCUGCAUCAGGAGAUGAUGUAUACUACGGACACAUACAUGAGAUUUUGGAAAUCAAGUAUUUGGGCAUGGUUGGAUUGCGCUGUAUUGUUUUCUAUUGUGAUUGGCACGACAACACUCCAGAUCGAGGUGUGAGAACAGAUGCUUUUGGUGUUACAUCAGUAAAUUCGAGGCGAAAGCUGCAAUAUUAUGAUCCUUUCAUUCUUGCUUCUCAGGCCGAUCAGGUUAGUUAUAUCAAAUACCCUCGGGUAAGGAACAUAGAUGAUCCAUGGGUUACUGUUACAAGACUCAACCCGAGAGGCCGAGUUCAGGGAAGUUCUGAGCUGGAUGACCCACUACAACCAAGCACAUUCGGCAACUUAAGUGCAGCAGAAGAUUUAGUUGGAGUUGGCCUUGUAGUCGAUUUUACCGACUUCGGAGAGGAAGCCGUCGUUCACGUAGAGGAUGAACCAGUGAUUGGAGAGUUUCACCAAGAUCCAGAUCCAGAUUCAUCUGGUGAUGACGACUCGGAAACAGACUACCAUUGAUUUUUUUUAUUUUUUUUUAAAGAAAUACCGAGGAAAUUCCGAGGAAAACUUGAUAUACUCGAUCGAUCGAUCACAUUUUUUUUUUUUUUUAAAGAAAUACCGAGGAAUUUGUUUUUCCUCAGAAUUCCAUCGGAAUAUUCCGAGGAAAUUCCGAGGAAACAAGGUUUUUAAAUCGAAAACAACGUUUUUCGGUUUGAAUAGCACUUAUAUAACCCUUAUUAAGUAUCUUAGACUUAUUAUGUAGUCAAAAAUUUGUUUCUUACCCUAUAAUAAACACUUUUCCGAUUGUAUGAA